CAGGAAAACAACAAAAUACUUUCGGUACUUUUCCCCCCCUACCGCUGUAAUGAUAAGCAGCGAGUGGAUCUCUCCACAUGGCUUAGGCCGUGCGAAUUUUGCUAGGUUUUGUCUUGAUGUCAUGAUGCUAUGCACAUACCUGAGAGGUGCCGAGUAACUCCCUCCUUCACAAAUGUCGCAAAUUCCGCCCCUUCUCGGUGAUGGCCAUGGCCGAUACCGCGUUCACAUAGUGGGGAACAGCGGCGCGGGCAAGUCCACACUGGGUGUGGAGCUCGCCUCCAUCCUUGGUGUGCCGUACAUCCCGCUCGACCCUCUCUUCUGGAACCCGAACUGGACUCCAAGCACUCCAGAGGAAUUCCAGGUCAAAGUUUUAAGACGCCUCAUGGAAGAUGAGAGAGGCUGGGUGGUCGACGGUAACUACGGAUCCAGACUCGGGGACCUCGUUACGGAGAGAAGAACAGACAUCGUGUGGUUGGAUCCGCCGUUCAUGCUAUAUUUUGCCCGUCUCGUCGUACGUACGCUGCAGAGGUUGUUCGGCCUCAAGGACAAUUGUGCACCUGGGUGCAGCGAGACCCUAGCACAUAUUUUCCUAUCGAAAGAGGAGAGUAUCCUGUACUGGGCGAUUGCCCACCAUUCAGUCGUGCGUCGCCGAGAAAGCGAGAAUCUGCAGAGGUGGGGGGUUCACGUGGGAGGGAACAUGAGGCGUAUCGGAGGUUGGGGAACAGUGCUCAAGCUGUGGAAACAGGCGGUUGUGGACAUGGUCAAAGGAAUGUAAUAGUCCACGUCGAUAGCUGCAUUGGCGGCUCAUAACAAUAUUAGCAGCGCUCGAGAUACUUAUGUAGUGUGCUGCAACUUACUCUCGAAAAGGGGUCCCUUUGCAGCUUGGGGUAACCGACUCGUGUGUUACUCAACAGGCUGCACUGAAUUUAUACCCUAGUAGCGUAGUCAGCUUAUCCAAUCCAAUCCAGUAAACAAGGGUCUAUGGC
This is a messenger RNA of Pisolithus orientalis, 986 nucleotides long. RefSeq lists its product as uncharacterized. The record is from RefSeq and is a predicted model, not a curated record. Bases 173 to 775 code for a protein of 200 amino acids. The transcript has 4 exons. NCBI's taxonomy places the organism in Eukaryota, Fungi, Basidiomycota, Agaricomycetes, Boletales, Pisolithaceae.